This is a messenger RNA of Fulvia fulva, 3552 nucleotides long. RefSeq names its product UPF0592 membrane protein. The transcript has a single exon. The coding region runs from base 1 to 3552 and encodes 1183 amino acids. The record is from RefSeq and is a predicted model, not a curated record. NCBI's taxonomy places the organism in Eukaryota, Fungi, Ascomycota, Dothideomycetes, Mycosphaerellales, Mycosphaerellaceae.
AUGGCUUCAGUCGCGACUGAGAGAAUCAACGGGCAUGCGACAGAACCACAAUACCAGCGAGCAUUCGAGCGAGGCAGAAGAGGCAGCCGAAGACAAUCGGCCUCGAGUGGGCAAGCGACGACAGUACAAAGGAACAAUGGAGAGCUGCCGCGAGCAGCGUCGUACACAUACAUGCCAGCGGCCAAGGACCAGCAGUACGCGAAUCCUGACGUUCUGGAGAUCAAAGGCUUCCCGCUGCCAGAACACCCGCUGAAGGACGAUGUCGACGAUUCCUCCACCUCAGAUACCUCUGUGCCGGAUUCCUCGAGUCUGAGUACGCCGGACGAGCACGACCACGCGAAAGCACUACCACAGGCGCUCGAGAAAGUCACAGAGCUGCAGAAACCCCCCAGCGCAUCCAAGCGUAGUAGCAUCGAGUCUUCAAUCCGACAGUCGGGCACGAGCCUCGAAUCUACAAGAACGGCAUCAACGACGGCUACCACCCCGGGAAAAACUCAGCACCGGCCAUCUGUGCUCUCGAACAAGUCUUUCUCGAGACGCUUCUCCAAACAUUCCCUUCAGAACUCUGCACCAUCAACGCCCUCACGAUCACCAUCUCCAACCAAGCAAGAAAGUGCUGCUGGACCUGGAUCUAUAAGCACUGUUCCCGAGGAAGCGAUACCCUCUGAUGGUCGCAGAAAGUCCCUGCUUUCGCGCACUCUCACUUCCAGAAGCGCGAGAGGAACCAAAGAACGGAAGGAAAGCCCACAUUCUGGUGACGAGCAGGACACUGAGCCAUCCGUGAAGCGCCGCAGUACGUUCUUGCGAAAGAAGACCUCGCGCAACAAGUUGACGAAAGUCGCCACGAAUGAUGUUCGCGCCUCUGCGCUACCUGCGACUGCCGAGCAUGUGGUACCUGUAGUGCCUGCACUCCCCAAAUCGUUCUCUACAGACAAGCUACCGAAUCUAAGAUCGUCUUCGCCAAUGUCUGAUCGUGCAGCGCCUAUGCCCAGGCUAGUAUCUUCUGAAAAGCUACAUCAGCCCAGUCCACUGUCCGGCGUCACGAGGAAGAAAGACGAACUAUGGAAUGUCUUUCGUACUUUGGAGGGCGAUUUUACCAAGUUCUCAUCCAAAACGACGUCACUGAAGGCGAAUGUUGUUCGCAAUUCACUAAUGUCAUUCUUGCGAAGCUAUGUUGAUCAUCCGUCGAACAAGACUUUGCGCCCAGAGGAUCUCGAUCGCAGAGUCAACAUUCUGAACAAGUGGUGGACUGGCCUGGUCGAGCUGCUUCAUGGCCGUAACAAUCAAUCGAUCUCAGGCACUGACCGACCUGUCAUCCUAGAUGGCAUCAUUGGUAUCAUGGAGCGACCAGAGUGGCGCCUGUCGCCAUCUCCAUUUUGUCCCCUUGUUGAGCGGAUAAGGGUGACACUAUCGACUGGCAACCGCUCCAACACGUCGCUUGGCUCAGCAGCUUCGGACUUUCUCGCUGAUUCCGUCCACCACAAUGUACGGAAUAUCUUCGUACAGAACUUGAGCUCGCAGAUGGCUUUUGUGGUGGACAAGAUGUCAAUGAGGAAUGCAUCUGCCAGUCUCGUAGCGUUCUGUGGCAAAGCAUGCGCGUAUGCUUUCAUGUUCGUGCCAGGUAUGGCAGACGUCUUGGUCCGUUUAUGGGAGCCUCCCAUGGAUACUUUGCGACGUGUGCUCUCUGAGAACGGCAUUGGCAAGUUUGACCAGAUGGCCGAAUUUGCCGCCGACAUUGUUGCCAACUUCCCGCCUGCAUUGCACCAGCUUGAGUUCACCUCGCUCAUGAAGUACAUGCGGAAGCUCAGAACACCUCCACCACUCCCGCUAGGCACAUCACAUGUGGAAUGGUGGGGCACGUGGCUAAAUCGCUGGAAUGGGAGAGAAAGCGAUCUGUUCUACGUGUUCGCCAAACACUUCCAUAUACUUGCAACGGACUUCUUACCUUCGGACUCGUCCAAGAAGGAAAGAAUGUGUGCACCGGGCAUGCUACUCGUACACGCGCAGAUUCUAGCUAAUCUCGAUGCUACAAUCCACCGAGAGGCUGCUCAGAACCAGCAGGAUUCGACAGCGUUGCCGGCUCCUACGUUCGACGAAAUGCUAGGAGAUCCAGAUGCUGUUGCCACGACUUUGCCUUUGCCGCCAACGAAUGCUGUGCGACCCAUGGCCGAGAACCGCUUGGUUAUGUUGAUUCGAGACUUUCUAUCAGAGCGCACGGGCGAUCACCCUCUGGCGAGGGAGCUUUUCGCCCAAUCGUUCAACGAUCUGCUUCAAGCCGCCGCCCGGGCCACAUCUUUGUUCGACCAUUCGGCUUGCUACGUACUCAUGGACUUCAUGGAGGAGGCUUUGGUCAUAUUGAUCCGCUAUGAGCAGUUGAAAUAUACUGAAGGUCCCCUGUUGAACCAAGAAUUUUGGCAGACUGUUUGCAGGAAGAUGAUCGAGAGCGACAAUACUAUGACCGAGAUCAGGUUGUAUGCUUUCCUGUUCACAGUCUGGAACAUGUUCGGCAAGGAAUGGGAUCGAAGGACAAACCUCUGUUUGAGCCUCCUCCUAGACCCGGAUGUGUUUGAGAGCAGAUUCAACCACUGGUGCCCUAUGGUUCGGGCUUACUUCAUGCGACUAUUGUGCUGGCGGCUUGGCCGACAUGAUGGCGACGAUGGCGACGCUGAUUUAGAGAUGCUGGAGACCUUGCAACAACGUCUCCAGGACACAUGGUCACAUUACCUGCACCUGCGCAACGCAGCCGAGGCCGAUCAGUCUCUACCACCCGUGACCAGCCCAUGCAAUCCGGCCCCAGGACGAAGGCUACUGAUUGUCAGAACGGACAACCAAGCCACUACUGGUGGAUCCUUCUUGACGUUCGAGGGAUUGCUCGGAGAUGCAACCAUGCAGAAGCCUGCUUGGAGACGUACCUCUGAAGCCGCGGCUCUCCUUGAUGGAGUCGACCCAAGACCUGACUCCUCUUCGUCUAAUGGACUGGACUCCGACACUGAUACGCCGAAAGGGAUUGGCGGGUUCUUUAGAAAGAUGAUCGGCUCGAAAGCUCGCUCGAAGUCAAGGGGUCCUGCCAAGGAGGCGACCAAGUCGAAGACCACGACACCUGCAGCAGAACGACCAUCACCGAUAAUACGAACCGCAACCGAUGAUCCAAGUGUAUCCAACAAAGCCUGCAAAGCAGACGACACUACAAAGCCCGCUCCCCAAUCUCAGUACCGAACCCUGACAUUCAAGUUCUCGCUCGAAUUCCACCCUGCAAACAAGCCGAUGCCGCCUAUGCGACUCUUUCCGCCCAGACUUCCUCCACCCGCUCAGCAGUACUUGCAAAGCCACUCAAACAAGCGAUACUCCAUCGAAGGAGCCAUGAAAGCUGUCGAGCCUCGUGGCGAGAGCGCAAGUCGAGCACGAUACAGCGGCAGAGCACUGGCAGAAUGGACGAUCGUCGUCGGCGAGUGCCAUAAUUUCUUCGAAAGGCGCAAAAACGAGGGCGCACCUAGUAAUAAGCAUGUUGAAACGCCAGCGCUGGGAGUUGAGGUCUUCAAGAGGCCGUCUUAA